GUCUAUACACAUUCUAAGAUUUGCAGAAAAAUGGCUCAGCAUUACCACAUAUCCUCUCUUUUACUACUUGCAUUUCUCAAUAUAUUCUUCAUUCAUGGCAACAUAAGUAGCGCGACUGCACGCCACCUCCUAGAGACGCCCGUUCCUGAGAUACCUAAACCAGAACUCCCAAAAGUUCCAGCCUUGCCAAAGUUUGAAAUCCCAACUGUGCCGAAGCCUGAGCUUCCAACCAUACCAAAGCCUGAGAUCCCCGCUGUUCCAAAACCCGAGCUACCAACUUUCCCGAAACCUGAGUUACCAACUUUGUCAAAGCCUAAGAUCCCAAUUAUGCCAAAGCCCGAGAUUCCUGCAAUGCCAAAACUAGAGUUUCCUCCCUUGAAAAAGUCAGAAAUUCCAGCCGUGCCAAAGACUGAGGUUCCUCCCAGUAGCGAAGCUAGGAUUUUUAAUAAGGGGGUUCAAAAUCAAAAGAACUAAACACACGGACUAAUCGAAGGGGAUUCAAUAUCUACUAUAUAUACAUAAAAAAUAAUUUUAACCAUGUAUAAAUAGUAAUAUUUUCAGCCGAAGGGGGUUUGGCCCUAACAGAAGUAUGGAUUCUGGCCUAUUAUUUAUUGUGAUUUUAGUGAUCUUUUUACACAAACUCCGUGCCAAAAUUAGUAGGUUCGUAUGAAUCUAGUAUUUUGUGCUGCAUUUGCCCCUUCAUGCUUUGUCACUCGGAAACUCAUGAUUUGUGCCACCAAAGGUGACUCCAUUCCUGAAGCUCAAAUUUAAGACAUAUGAUUAAGAAUUAAUAAAUAUUUAUUCUCUCCACAUCUCUACCAGAACGAUUGAUGAUAUCUUUGUAGUAGCUACUCUUUCUGUCACUAUUGUUCCAUACAAAGCCUAAUUUUGUCUGCAAUCAAUAUGAGUAUAGUGUAUAAUAUGUUCGAAGUUAUAUUAGACUUUUUAUUUCUUUUAACUAGGACGUCUCAAAUGUUAUCGUA
Molecule: messenger RNA, 983 nt
Organism: Solanum tuberosum (potato)
Lineage: Eukaryota; Viridiplantae; Streptophyta; Magnoliopsida; Solanales; Solanaceae
Product: fibronectin-binding protein A-like
Exons: 1
Coding region: 31-474 (147 amino acids)
Source: RefSeq, a predicted model, not a curated record